Molecule: messenger RNA, 1415 nt
Organism: Mycena citricolor
Lineage: Eukaryota; Fungi; Basidiomycota; Agaricomycetes; Agaricales; Mycenaceae
Source: the annotation of a GenBank genome assembly
AUUUGAUUUCGGGCGGUGGAAGGAUAAGGCCACUCGCAAAUCUUGGGCCUUCUCUUUCGGAUUCAAUGGCGACAGCUCCGUCGGGACCGUCGACUUCCAUAGCAGGGACCGUUACAAUGCGCAGAGAUGGGGGAGAGAGUCGAGUCGCGACUAGACACGUGAUUCAUCAAUCUCUUUCCCUCUCUCAUCCUGAUGUUCGGGGCAUUCCGUGCCUCCCAUGUGAAUCAAGGCGGUCUUCUCUGGAAAUCCCCAUGGAAAUUGUCAACCACACGCAAAGCAAAUGUCCGCUCGAGAUUAAAAAAGGUGGACGCUGUCAUUGAGGCGGUCAGGUCUAGCGGUGUUCAGUGUCAUUCCCUGGACCGAGCACUGGACCUUCCGAAAGAGCAUGAAAUGCCCGCCAAAGACAAGUACACGGUCUUUUCACCACACACGAACGGCUACAGGAAGGGAAUUCAUAAAGUUCCCAAAUGGACAAGGCUCACACAACGAACGAACCCGAAGGGUUUCUGACGAUGUAUCGCUACUACUAUAUCAGAAGAGCACCACUCGAAUCUUUCCAGCUUUGAUUCCUUGGAGAAUCUGUGGGGCGCCCAGCACUGUUUUGAAUACCUGUGCUCAAUGUGUCAGAUCAUGGGGGGGAUUAAUACUCAACACGGACCUCGUCUCGAACCUCUGGAAUUUCGAACAUGUUACGCUUCUUGGUAUCCCGGAAGGAUACAUCCAGUAUGAUGUGUGUGAGGGCUGAAACCGCAAGGGAAUCUGCGAAAGACUGUAACUCGCGCAUUCUGCUGGACAUUUAUGGUCGACUGACCUGUCUCGCAAAGCAAUUGACCGAUCCUCCCUGGUGUACCAGCUGCAGCCCCGAUCUUAUUUCGUCGCAGGUAAUCGACAUGCUGUGCCAGCUUGAAGUGCUUUGCGAAUAGUUUGGCUACAUCGCCUCCCUUGUCGCCUCUAAGCUUCUUGUCUCGCAGAAUGCGCGUCACAUCGGCCACGCGGAGUGCUGCUGUAGCCAGGAAGAGGAGAGUGGGUGCUCCGUUUGUCUUGGAUCGUUGACCCAGUCUAAUGCGAAGGUCGGGAAUGACUGUACUACACAUUGAGCACGCAUGACUGAACAAGCAUGCACCGCACCUUUGACUAUGAAAUCCACCAAGUUAUCUAAUGUUCUCGGGCCCGUCCAUGCGGAUGUAUCCACGAUUGCAUCGACUUGGUCGAGAAUCAGAUCGUUUGAACGGAAAGUGGGGGCGAUCGGUACCCGGUAUGCGUGCAUCCUCAAGUUCCAACGCCGACAACUUAGAGAAAGCUUUCUUUUGUAGCGAGGCGAGGUACUCUGCAAGUGCAGGAGGAGAUUGGUCGGUGGUGGUGGUGCCCUCUGCACUGCUCCCUCUCGUAGGCGCUUCGAGCAAUAGUUUGCGCUU